AAGAAAAUAUUAAGGCAGAUACUCACAGAGGUUAUUGUCGAGAGAUUCAGGUCGAAACUCUCUCUUCGAUUCCUUCGGCGAGGAAUCGGCGCGUUCCCUGCGGAGGCUUCCAGGGAGAAGAAGCACAGAGCCCACGUAGCGGCCAUCUUUCUUUUUUUAUUCUGGUCGGGGGUCCGGAACCGGCGCGGACAGUGUGGCCAGCUAGCCCGGCCGUUCCCCAGCUAGCGGUCAUGUCCGCAGCCGUGUCCGUCGGUCCUUGAGGCAUAUACGAAACACAAGCAAACGAGCCGAACGAUUAGCUGUGAUUCUGCUGUCCGGUACGAGACACGGUACCGUACAGCACGGUCCGGUACACUAGCCAAGUGGGCUUAGUUGGCUUCACUGCGGACCACUUGGUGACCGCGCGCGCGACGGGAUCAAGAUGCCGGCCGAUUCCGCGGGAAGCGGGAUCAGUCGCGAGGAAGAAGCAAUGCCGUUAGUAGCAGGAGGAUCCGAUGAACGUGCGGGUGACUCGGAUCAACAACGCACUGCUUCAGUGGGUGUCAGUGGGAAACGUCAGAAUGUUUCGGUCAAGUUCUCGCUGCCGAUCGCGUUCAUCUCGAGCGAGAAGUUGGACAAACUCGGUCCCGGCGAUGACGUGUGGCCGAUACUCAGAGAGAGCAUGCAGCGACGCUCCAAGGCUGCCAAGAACAGCAAGAAUAAGCGAGCGCCUCGCAAAUUCCGCGACCUGGUUCGCAAUUUCUUGGCCAAGCGCGAGUGGCUCAUAGGAACCCAGAUUUUAGCAGCUUUGGCAGCGUCUUUUGGUAACCUGAUGGUCGGGAUGCAUUCGGCUUACACUUCUCCAGCUUUGGUUUCCAUGAACUCUACGGACAGUUGGAUCCGUCCUACUCCAGAUGAGAUUUUAGCAGCUUUGGCAGCGUCUUUUGGUAACCUGAUGGUCGGGAUGCAUUCGGCUUACACUUCUCCAGCUUUGGUUUCCAUGAACUCCACGGACAGUUGGAUCCGUCCUACUCCAGAUGAGGAAAGCUGGAUUGGCAGUUUGAUGCCAUUGUGCGCUCUUUGUGGUGGAAUGGUUGGAGGAACCCUCAUAGAGAAGUUGGGCAGGAAGAGGACCUUAUUGGGACUAUCUUUACCCUUCUUCCUCUCAUGGCUGUUGAUCGCGUUCGCCCAGGAUGUGCUCAUGAUCUACGCGGGCCGAGCAGUGGCCGGACUCAGCGUCGGCGUGACGUCCAUGGCUGUGCCAAUUUAUUUGGCGGAAGUGGCGCAGGCCGACAUCCGGGGCCGACUGGGCAUCUUGCCCUCCACCAUCGGCAACUCUGGAGUGAUGUUUAUUUACGUGUUUGGGGCAUUCCUAAACUGGUCCACUUUGGCCAUGGUGUGUUCUAUUGUUCCGGUGCUGUUCUGCAUUGGCAUGGCCUGGGUGCCAGAAACCCCGCGAUGGUACCUGUCUAAAGGUAAAAAGAAGCGGGCUUUCCGAGCACUGCAGUGGCUGCGGCCUGCUGACCACGACGUCGUGGCCGAGAUGCAGGAGAUGGAGGCCCAGCAGGCCAACUCUGCGGCCAUCGCAGGUGGCCCAAAGUUGCGCGACCUCAUCUCCCCGCUGAACGCCCGCGCCCUGUUUGUCAGCCUGGGGCUCAUGUUCUUCCAGCAACUCUCCGGCAUCAAUGCCGUCAUCUUCUACACUCUCAAAAUUUUCGAAGCAGCGGGAUCCACGGUCGACAAGGAUUUGUCGACCAUCAUCGUGGGCUCUGUGAACAUCGGCGCCACGUUGCUGUCGAAUGCCGUCGUGGAUCGAUGGGGUCGGAAGUUGCUCUUGUACAUUUCCGGCCUGGGCAUGACUGCGGCUCUCAUGGCUCUGGGAACCUACUUCUACAUCAAGGCUCAUGCUUCCCCAGAGACGGAAGAGACUUUGCGGGUGUUUGGGUGGCUCCCUCUGGUGGCGUUUGUGGUCUUCGUGGUCGCCUUCAGCUUCGGGUUCGGGCCGGUGCCCUGGCUCAUGUUGGGCGAGAUUUUCCCGUCCCGGAUCCGCAGUUUGGCAGCCAGCGUCACGGCGGCUUUCAACUGGGCCUGCACUUUCAUUGUCACCAAAAACUUCCAGGGCAUGAUUGAUGGACUGGGCAUCCACGGCGCCUUCUGGCUCUUCGGCUCCAACUGCCUAGUGGCGACAUCUUUCGUCUUCCUCCUCGUUCCCGAAACAAAGGGUCGCACGCUGGAGCAGAUCGAAGAGCGGUUGUCCAAGAGUUCCGGUCGGUACACGUUCACCAAGACCCCCGAACCCGGGCGUGACAAGGCCAAGCGAGAGAAGAAGGCCAAGCGGGAAAGGCAACUCCAACUCGAGGCCCAAUUGCGAGGCUCGCCUGAUGCUGCUGCUGCUGCUGCAACGACGGAGGCGGUGGACGUGGAGUUGGGAGAGGCGGCGGAAGUGGCGGCAGGUGAGAAUGACGACAGUAGUGUGCCGACGACCGUCGACAGCCGAGUGCAGGACCUGUCGGAAAGUGUAGGCAUUGCUGCUGCUGCUGAGAGUAAGAAGGUGACUGGGCACGAUGAGGAUGCUGACUUGCAGGACUGAAGCGACAUCUAUUAAUUCGGAAUUCGACGGAAUCGAAACGUUGCGGGAUGAUGUCGUUAGAACACUCUUUAAAGACUUCCAAAUAAGUCCUUGUAACGACGAUCAGCAGUUUUUCC
This is a messenger RNA of Notodromas monacha, 2685 nucleotides long. NCBI's taxonomy places the organism in Eukaryota, Metazoa, Arthropoda, Ostracoda, Podocopida, Cyprididae. The record is from the annotation of a GenBank genome assembly.